Spinacia oleracea (spinach) is the source of this 645-nucleotide messenger RNA. RefSeq lists its product as uncharacterized. Bases 1 to 645 code for a protein of 214 amino acids. NCBI's taxonomy places the organism in Eukaryota, Viridiplantae, Streptophyta, Magnoliopsida, Caryophyllales, Amaranthaceae. The transcript has a single exon. The record is from RefSeq and is a predicted model, not a curated record.
AUGGGAGAUGAAAUUAUUUCUCAAUACUCUAAAUUACGACUCGAAGAAGAGGAAGGAGAUGUUGAUCUUGGAGAUGUGGUGUCUGAUGACCCGCAAGAUAACCUUGAUCUAUUGCUGAUCGGGAGAAUGAUGACAGAUCGUCCAUACAACGUGGAAGCUUUUAAACGUACAAUGAAAAAGGUAUGGGCACCUGUGCAUAAUUUGGUUAUUAGGGUUCUGGGGCCGAAUUUGUAUGCGUUUCAGUUCUUUCACUGGAAGGAUAAGGAGAAAGUAUUACAGGGGAGACCGUGGUGUUUUGAAAAUACCCUAAUUCUGAUGAAGGAGAUCGAAGGAGAUGAACAACCGAAACAGGUAGUUCUGACUCAUUCUCCGUUUUGGGUACGGAUCAAGAAACUACCCUUCAACUGUCGAUCUAAUGCACACGUUAAAACCCUUGUCGCCGGAAUGGGCGAAUUAAUUGAAAUUGAGGAGGACAUACUUGGCCUUGACCGCUAUCGCCGAGUAAAACUGUUGCUGGAUGUUACCAAGCCGCUUUUGCGUGUUAAGAGGUUUAAGGAUAGGCGAGGGAGGGAGAUUGAAGCGGAGUUUGUGUACGAAAGACUUCCUUUUUUUCUGCUUUGCCUGUGGUAUAAUGGGACAUGCUGA